Messenger RNA from Amphibalanus amphitrite, 1234 nucleotides. RefSeq lists its product as uncharacterized. The record is from RefSeq and is a predicted model, not a curated record. Lineage: Eukaryota; Metazoa; Arthropoda; Thecostraca; Balanomorpha; Balanidae. Bases 129 to 818 code for a protein of 229 amino acids. The transcript is spliced from 2 exons.
CAGAAUCCCGAGGUACUGCUGAGGGGCUGCCUGCCUCUAGUGCUGCACAGGGGGAUCGGACGUCUGUUUGAACCUGCUGUCUGCUUCAGAAAUCACCAGCGAACGUUACAGCGUUCUCGAAACCAGUCAUGUUCGGUCCGGCUCUGCUGCUAGUGGCGACUCUCAGCACUCUGGGUACCAUCACCACCGCUAACCCCAUUGCGGCCAUUCAACACGAGACGUUCCUCAGCCAGCCAUUGAACAGACAUAUCGACGGAGGCCACGCACCGCCCCGCUCCGGCCCCAGACUGCCGGCGCUGACUCGUCCCGCUCAUCAGUUGGGUAGGGACGCUCAGAAACCACACCACUCAAAGCCAGUCAAAGAGGAAACGAGUUCGCUCACAUUUGAAAAUAGACAGAUUCUAGAAGCGCGAAUCAGAAAGAUUCUAGCUCGAAUCUGCCGGAUGAAAAUCCUGGGAACAUCCGUGGCCAAGCUCAGCUCGGCGUGGCCGGAACUGUCUCUAUGCCGCGGGCUUCACCUAAACAACAGGAGGAGGCGCCGUGAGCUGCCGUUCAGUCCCUUCAGCACCACCGUCAGCGCGUGGAACGACUUUGAGACCGACUAUUACCCGGUGUACGACUGGCUGCCGAAGCUGCUGAUCCCCGUGCUGCUGCUGCUGCCGCUGCUGGGCCUGCUGGUCAAGGCGGCUAUAACGCUGGGCAGCCUGGUGGCGUCUGAAAAGGAGCUGCGCUCGCUCAGUUCGCUGGACUCGCUCAGCUCCCUGGCAGAGGAUGUGUGGAGAGCCAUCGACAAGCAGCGCGCUUCUUUUGAGGACUAGAGCGCGCAGGUGGACGGCUGACUGAUAAGAAAAGAAGCAGUGCCGUGUGCAAGAUGAAAACGAUCACGAGUGCUGAGAACUGUUCUAUGCUGCACAAAAAUGUAUAAUAAUAAUAAAAAUGUCAUCUGUUUCACACCAUCAUUGGUGCAUACAGGAAGACCCAGUGACUGCUAACACAAUCAUUACACACAUACAAACAUACACACACAUCAAGAUAUUCAUAUUCAGAACGUUAAAAUCAGUGCAUGCACGCACAUCGAUCAAGAGGAAGCUCGUCUUAGCCUCAUACAUUGUCUGUAAUGUCACUUCUCACAUGAGCAUGAUAUGUCUGAUUUUGAUUGACCAUUCUUUUCAUGUACGUUGUAUGAAUCGUCGCUGUAUGUAUGACCAUUCUAAGUACGCUGAAUAAAUAUGUA